Truncatella angustata is the source of this 1673-nucleotide messenger RNA. RefSeq lists its product as uncharacterized. The transcript is spliced from 7 exons. Gene Ontology annotation, biological process: zinc ion transmembrane transport. Lineage: Eukaryota; Fungi; Ascomycota; Sordariomycetes; Amphisphaeriales; Sporocadaceae. Gene Ontology annotation, molecular function: zinc ion transmembrane transporter activity. Gene Ontology annotation, cellular component: plasma membrane. Bases 117 to 1673 code for a protein of 518 amino acids. The record is from RefSeq and is a predicted model, not a curated record.
GCUUGAACAACUGCUUAUAUUGAAUGGUAGUUGUUGUACGAAGCACGAUGCAUUGUUUCAUUUGUUCUCAUUAGCAAUCUACACGUUUCUCACGGUCUAGUCUUUCAAUUUUCAUCAUGAAGUCAAUCACUUCUAUAUUCAUUGCUGCACUCCUAUCUGGCGCGGUUGCCCAAACACUUGCCCCUUCUCCGACGGAGUCUGUGGGCUGCGAACCUCAUGAGGACCACUGGCACUGUGAUGGACCCGUCUCUACCUCAUCUGCCACCUUCACCACAACUGUGUCCGGUUCUGCCGCUACCAUUACUACUGCGACUUCUACUUCUUCGGAACACCAUGAUGAAGAGGAGCAUUCGGCCGGAACUGGAAGUCUAGCUCCUAGCCCGACCGAAUCCGUUGGAUGCGAGUCUCAUGGAGAUCAUUGCUGGUGCAUGGCUGGUACGACUGAAUACCAAGUCUCUGUCGCAGCUACGGCAACCUCGGACCUACCUGCAUCUUAUACAGGCUGUCAUAGCCAUGGCUCAGGACUAUACUGUAUGGAUGAAAAUGGCGACGACGUCCAGGUCAUUACAGAAGAAGUCACUUCGUCCAGCGGAGAAUCGGCCAGUUCGGAGGAGAAAUCAUCUAACUCCGAAGAAAGUUCUGGAUGUCAUUUCCAUGCUGGUGUCGAACAUUGCCCGGGCGCCGAAGCUGCAUCAUGCGAGCGAACGUCACGCGACUAUAAUAUUCCGUUAAGAAUUGGAUUAUUAUUUGCCAUCCUAGCCACAAGCUUUAUUGGGGUCGCCGGACCAAUCUUUCUAAAACCUGUCCUGCCCGCAAAGUUUCAUGUUAUAUUCGUCGUUCUCAAACAGUUCGGCACCGGUAUCAUCAUUUCGACUGCGUUUGUCCAUCUGUACACGCAUGCUACACUAAUGUUUACGAACGAGUGUCUGACGGGUAUUGACUACGAAGCGACUACGUCAGCGAUUGUGAUGGCGGGCAUAUUUCUGUCCUUCUUGAUUGACUACAUCACUCAUCGUGUCGCGCAUGGUAUGGGCAAGAAGAGCAAGCUUGAAGCCGGAUCGAUUAGAGAGGACGGACUCAUUAAUGUGAUGGUACUGGAGGCUGGCAUUAUCUUCCAUUCUAUCUUAAUCGGUAUCACUCUCAUCGUUGCCGGCGACAGCUUUUUUAUCACUCUGUUCAUUGUCAUCCUGUUUCACCAAAUGUUCGAGGGCAUCGCAUUGGGCACUCGCAUUGCCUCCGUUGGCCAUGCGAUCCCAGCAGAAGCGACUGCAACUGGAACAAGCAGAACAAACUCACCGGACAAAGCCACAGGGCCUAGCAUUUUGCAUCAUGCUCCAUUCUCAGGUAGUCUACAGGGUUCGAAGCCCUUGUCGAUGCUUCACAUGUUGAUCAUGGCCUCUGCCUUUGCAGCGAUUACCCCUAUCGGCAUGGCGAUUGGAAUUGGAGUUCUGAAGCAUUUCAAUGGCAACGAUCCUUCGACGUUGAUCGCUCUUGGAACCCUUGAUGCCCUUUCGGCAGGUAUUCUAAUCUGGGUCGGCCUGGUGGAAAUGUGGGCUCGAGAUUGGAUACUGGGUGGUGAGAUGAUGUAUACCAGUAUUGGUGUCACCGCAAGCGGCGGCCUCGCACUCAUCGCUGGUAUGGUGUUGAUGAGUGUUCUGGGCAAGUGGGCAUAA